Chelmon rostratus (copperband butterflyfish) is the source of this 3281-nucleotide messenger RNA. RefSeq names its product WD repeat domain 43 (gene wdr43). Gene Ontology annotation, molecular function: protein binding. Lineage: Eukaryota; Metazoa; Chordata; Actinopteri; Chaetodontiformes; Chaetodontidae. The record is from RefSeq and is a predicted model, not a curated record. Bases 4 to 1962 code for a protein of 652 amino acids. Gene Ontology annotation, biological process: maturation of SSU-rRNA from tricistronic rRNA transcript (SSU-rRNA, 5.8S rRNA, LSU-rRNA). Gene Ontology annotation, cellular component: nucleolus. The transcript is spliced from 18 exons.
GAAAUGGCGGCCGAUGGUGGGAAGUGUUCGCUGCAGCUACCCUGCGUUUUUUCACCUAAAUCACGACAGUACUUAGCAUUGUGUGCCCAGGAUGGCAGACUUCGCAUUUGGAACACAGAUAGUAAAACACUUCAGCAAGAAUAUGUGCCUUCAGCCCAUUUGAGUGCCACUUGUACCUGCAUUGCUUGGGGACCAUGCCGGACAGUCAAGGAGGGGCCUCAGAGGAAGAAGAGGAAAUCGGAGGCUGGGCAGGUGGAGGAGAAGGCAGACCUCUUGGCGAUGGGCACAGCAGCGGGCAGUGUGCUCAUCUACAGUACAGCAAAGGGAGCACUGCACUGUACCCUGGAUGGAGGCCAUAGUGGAGGAGUGAAUUGUGUCCAAUGGCAUCCUGAAGACAGUUUAUUGUACAGUGGCUCAGAUGAUACCAACAUUAUAGAGUGGGACCUGCAGACGGGCAAGACGCGAAGUAAGUGGAAAGCGGACCGUGCAGCAGUGACCAGUCUGUGUGUGAGCCCUGAUGGCAAACUGCUGCUUUCAGCUGGUCAGACAAUCAAGAUGUGGGACUUGGACACCAAGGAGGUUUACAGGAAGUUCACAGGCCACUCCACGGCUGUGACGACCCUGCGCUUUGCCACCACGCGACCUCCUGACAGCAAUGGUCUCUAUUUCCUGUCUGGUGCUGCACAUGAUCGACUGCUCAGUGUUUGGCAAGUACGAGAGGAUGGAAAGGACAAGAAUUCAGUGGUGUCCUUCACGCUGACGGACGAGCCGCAACACAUUGAUCUUGUCACAUCCAACAACAAAGAAGAGGCGGUGAGGCUGGCAGUGGUGUGUAAGGAUGGGCAGCUUCAUCUCUUUGAGCACUUUUUAAAUGGGCCCUGUAAGAAACCCAUGUCACCCUCGUGUACGGUGCAGAUGUCGGACACAAAGGACUCCCCAGUGCCAAUCCCACUGCUGGCUGCUGCCCUCGGAGCUGAUACGCGGACAGUCGUUCUGGCCUAUGGCAACCAUUUACAGCCUGUCAUGGAGAAAGUGGAGAUCAACACAGCAGAGAGACAUGUCUGUUUGACCCGGGAUGUUCAAACCAGCUUGUCCCUUUCCAUGGAAACCACAGUUUCCAAGGUGAAAACUCCAGUUGUCAACGCCAAAAGCAGAGUGUUGGUCCCAGGGCUUCCUGGUCACCAAGCACCAGUCAAGGGAACCUCACAGGGUUCAGAGAAGAGGAAAAAAGACACAGACACCAAAGAGAUGUCGAUAGCAGAGCGACUCGGCGAAAUUGAUCUGUCUUCAGUCUCCGAGAAGGGAGCUCCUAAAGGGACGGCCUCUUUACAGACAGACAAUUUUGCUGUGCUGCUCGUGCAGGGCCUGGAAAGCAGCGAUGCCAACAUCUUAAAUAAAGUUUUUCAGACUCGCAAAGAGAUGGUAAUAAAGAAGACUGUUGCUCGGUUACCACUUCCUGCUGUUUUACCUUUGGUGGAAGAGCUCACAAAGAGGCUCCAAGGGCACCCUUUUACGGCAGUUUUAAUGGUACGGUGGCUCAAGGCAGUAAUCAUGCACCACACUUCAUACCUGGCAUCGCUGCCAGACCUGGUUACCCAGCUGGGAGUGCUUUAUCAUAUGAUUGAGAGCAGAGUGAAAUUGUUCCACAAGCUAACAAAGCUGCAUGGGAAACUGUAUCUCCUAAUGACACAGGUGGCGACAAGUGACAGCAGCACCACAGUUACAGAUGUUGACCACACAGCUAAGCUUGUGUAUGAAGAGGAAUCAUCUGAUGAAGAUGAGGCCUCUGGUGACGAAGGUCUUCCUAAUGAUGACUCUGAUAACUGGGAAGAGGAGGAGACGAUGGAAGAAGACAAGGACGAACAAGCAGAUGAGGAAGAGGAGGAUCCAGACCGCAGAACAGAUUCCAAAGCUAAUGGAGAGGAAGAUAUGGAGCACGGAAACGAGAGCGAGGAGGAAUGAGAACGAAUGAGGAGAAAUGCCAAUCACACAAAAAAUGGACCUGAAAGAGUUAUAUAUACUUUCAUUUUAUUUUCAUGCCUUUGAUUUUAUUAUCAGAACAAAGUAUGAUUUUACAAAAUCAAGGGACACAUGUUAUUGAAAGGCGGGCAGCUUGGUCUCCUGCCUCGCCACAACACAGUUCAGCCAUGAGAAUGGUGAUGUCGUGCUGCCCUUUUCCCCGUCUGAGGAACAGAUGCAACAUUUGGGGGGAAAAGGCAAAACAAUCUGUAAAAUGAAACUGAUGCAAGUUCCCCUUUCUGCUGUCAGUUCAGUCUGCAUCCCAGCUCUACAUCCUGAUGAGUUUGCAUCGAAACUGACUGAAAGAUAAUGUGUUCCAGUUUACCUGCACUGCAGUCUGCAUUCCAAAUUUUAUGUCACUCUAUAGUAUUAGAGUAUGUUGUUUGACCAGGUUAACAGUAGAUGAGACAGCACUCUGUCUGUCAUUGGUUUAUUCUAACCCCAACUCUGUAGGUCAACUGGAACACGGCUUGUUCGGCGGAGGACGCAGACGCAAACACAGUGCAGGUGUGGAGUUGGGAUUCAGGGGCCCCCAGCUGUUUGUUGUACAGAAUACUGCUCGAUCCAGUGGUGGGCUUGCCAGGCAAGGCCGUACAUCAUGUCCCCACACAAUGUAAAUCUGUAUGUACACUGAAGUGUUUGUAUGAGCUCUUCCCUCUACAGCUAUCCCUGAGAAAUCCUUGGGAUUAAAUGAUCUCCUGUAAAGUCUCCUGAAUGCUGUUUUUGUUUUUAUUGUUCCCAGAUUUGUUGCAGCACUCUUGUUUUAACUCUUUUUGUCCGUUUUGUGCGUUUAUAGUUCCUGGGCAUGCCCUUAUGUCCACUGCCUUGAACCCAUAGUCACAGGGGCAGCUGAGAAAAAGAAAAUGUGAACUUUGCUCAAAUAGGUGAAUAAAUGGGUUUUCAAAAUGGCUCACUGUGUCUGGUGGGGGGGUGAGAAGCAUACUGAAUAAGUAAUAAGACUGUCUAAGGCGGCCAGUAUACUGAAGCUACACAGGAUGCUGCUCUUUUAAUCUGCCUGAUUUAGGCAUUGCAAUAACCAAAGUGACAUUUGUUGAAUUUGCAUAUUUUAGGCGUUCCCAGGCACUAGGUGAGUGGGCUAUCUGGGUUUAAAAAAAACCCUCCAGCAUGAUUUUUGUAAUUUCUUAUUGUGUUGAUGUAUAAUGUGACAUUUAUAUAAGAAACUUAAUGGAAAAAUUAGAGAAGAAAGUCUGUUUUUGCCUAAUCCAGUUAGUAAAAAAAAGUUUGAAGAAUUGCAUUGAUGU